Oryzias melastigma (Indian medaka) is the source of this 1966-nucleotide messenger RNA. Its product is annotated as Na(+)/H(+) exchange regulatory cofactor NHE-RF3. The coding region runs from base 160 to 1530 and encodes 456 amino acids. Gene Ontology annotation, molecular function: signaling receptor binding; protein-membrane adaptor activity. The record is from RefSeq and is a predicted model, not a curated record. The transcript has 11 exons. Gene Ontology annotation, biological process: protein localization to plasma membrane. NCBI's taxonomy places the organism in Eukaryota, Metazoa, Chordata, Actinopteri, Beloniformes, Adrianichthyidae. Gene Ontology annotation, cellular component: apical plasma membrane.
GUGGUUGCUGUUUUUCAGGUCCACCACGUAUCACAGUUGGUAAAAAACCCACAAUGGCGCUGUCUACGUUCUGCCUGACAGGUGAUGAGCCGUUUCAGCUGUCGGCUCUGUCACCACAAUCAUUUCUCCCAGAGCACAGCAGUCUGCGCUGGGGAGUAAAUGUUUAACUCAGAAGGCUGCAAGGGAAGGAGAGCCGCUCACCUGCUGAUUGUCAGAUCACUCUCUGAACUUUGUCCAUUUGCAGACAGACACAGACCUGAAGACUCGCUCAGGACUCCACGACAUCCUCCACAGGCAUUCAGGAUGGACCGUCCACGAUUUACCUUCAACCCAAAGGAAGGGAUUGAUAACCCAGCUCUGGUCAUCAGUGAUGAUCCAGAGCCUGAUCCAACCAUUACACCCAGAUUGUGCCUUCUAAAGCGCGUGGAGUGCCAGACCUUUGGGUUCCACCUGCGACUGGAUCGGACCGGCCAAGGCUAUGAGAUCACAAAUGUGGAACCUUGGAGUCCUGCCGAGCAGAGCGGCCUCCAGGCUGAAGACCGGCUGCUGGAGGUGAAUGAGGAAAAUGUGGACAACAUGGAAUUUCAUCAGGUGGUGAGAAAGAUCCAGUCGUGUGGAACACACCUGUUCCUUUUGGUGCUUCGGAAAGAGGAAUGUGAUCAGGCGGUGCAGAUGGGCGUGGACCUGCAGACACUCUGCAGAGCCUCCAAAGGGGACAGCUGGUCCAGGUCCAGACUGUGUCACGUCAGGAGAGAUCCUGAACAGGGCUUGGGGAUGAGCUUCAGCCAAACUAACGCAGGUGGAUGGGGUCGCUUCUCGGUGAGCACAGUCACAGAUGGGGCUGCAGAAAAAGCUGGAGUCCGCACCAGAGACCUGCUGGUGUGGAUCAACGGCGUCUCAGCAUCAGCGCUCACGCUGGCUUCGCUCUGUAGAAUGGUAAACAAGAGCGGCGACCCUGUGACCGUCCUGGUCAUCGAGCCUGGCAGUGUGUCUUCCUACAUUAGGAGGAAAAUUCCCAUCUUCCCUGAGCUGGCAGAAAACGUCAACCUGCCCCACACCGCCAAGACCAUGCGUCUUGAGAGGAGGAGUGAUGGAUACGGCUUCCUGCUAAGACAGGAGAGGGUGAAGAGCCCACAGAGGACAGCCCAUGUGCUCAGAGAAGUGGAUCCUGGCAGCGCUGCCGAGGACGCAGGGAUGAAGGAUGGAGACGUGCUGCUUGCCGUAAACGAGGAACCCGUGGAGGAGCUGGAGCAUGAAGAGGUGGUCAAUAGGAUUCGAGCCAGCGGGGACAGAGUCACUCUCAUCUCCAUCUCUGUUGAAGGACGGUGGUUCUACAGAACACUGGGCAUUUCUCCACUCUUGUUCCUCGAAGACUCUGCUUCACCCACCUGCACCCAAACGGUAGUAGCUGGUCCUAAAACGGCAUCAUGUGACCUGGACAAAGGGGACCCAUGGUUGGACUCUCACUCAAAUCAUCAAAGAGUCUUCAAAAGAAAGACAUCACAGAGGCGACAAGAUGUUCUGUGGUGAUGGAUAGUCCUCCAGCAUCUGGACACCAGCCGGACUCUGAGUCCGGUCUACAUUCAUUCUGAGAUGGUCCACUCUAAAAACCUGCUUCCGACCUACCUCUGACCCAACAAUAGUUCUGAUCCACAAGGAGUUCAAACGAUCUGUCUCCUGAACCUCGUGGAAUCUUUUUCACCAGUUUUCAGUAAUAUAAAGAACCAACCCAAAGAACCAACCCAGCCCCAAAAAGGCUCCAAUGGUAUGUCUGCAUAUGCUAGAGCCUCCAGGGAUCAGAUUGUCUACAGCAGGAUUCUCAAACUCGGUUUACUAUAGGGUCACUGAAGGCAGAGUCUGGCUGAGGCUGGGCUGUAUGGGGUUCCAUUUGUGCCAAAAAUAUGUUUUUGGUCCACUGUAUGUUUACUGAACAAGUUUAUUGAACAUUUGUUCAUGUCUAUGUAUU